This is a messenger RNA of Seriola dumerili (greater amberjack), 1983 nucleotides long. Its product is annotated as polypeptide N-acetylgalactosaminyltransferase 6-like. NCBI's taxonomy places the organism in Eukaryota, Metazoa, Chordata, Actinopteri, Carangiformes, Carangidae. The record is from RefSeq and is a predicted model, not a curated record. Gene Ontology annotation, cellular component: Golgi apparatus. The transcript has 11 exons. Bases 1 to 1644 code for a protein of 547 amino acids.
AUGUCACAACGACUUAUGGCAAAUAUGAGUCGCUCAGGUAUCGAUUGUCCUUCUGGCUUUUACACCAAAGAGGAGCUGAAGCCUCACCUUCAGAGGCCACUUCAGGAUUCUAUGGCACAAGGUGCAAAUGGGAAAGCCUUUGUGUUACAGCUAAUGAAUCCUGAAGAACAGAAUGAGAAAUUGCGUGGCUUUGAUAAAAACCAGUUCAAUCAGUUUGCCAGUGAUCGCAUCUCUCUGCAUCGUGACCUAGGCAAAGACACCCGCCACACAGAUUGCCUGGAACAGAAGUUUUGGCGUUGUCCUGGUCUCCCUACCACCAGUGUGAUCAUAGUGUUUCAUAAUGAGGCCUGGUCCACUCUGCUCAGGACGGUCUACAGUAUCUUACACACUGCUCCUGCAGCCCUGCUCACAGAGAUCUUACUGGUGGAUGAUGCCAGCACAGACGAUUCCCUGAAGACUCGCCUCGAUGAAUAUGUGGAGCAGCUGAAGAUAGUACGUGUGUUACGACAGAAAGAGAGGAAAGGCUUGGUCACAGCCAGACUGCUGGGGGCGCAGGCUGCACAAGGAGAGGUCCUCACCUUCCUGGAUUCUCACUGUGAAUGCUUCAAUGGAUGGCUGGAGCCUCUUCUAGCUCGGAUAGCGGAGCAGCCUACUGCUGUGGUGAGCCCAAAAAUUGCCAGCAUUGACAGAGAUAAUCUAAAAUUCAGUAAGCCACGCCCUGAACUGCAUCAUUACAUGCGAGGGAAUUUUGACUGGAGGCUCACGUUUGGAUGGGAGCCCAUCCCCGAAGCAGAGAAGAUCCGAAGGAAGAAUGAGACACAUCCCAUCAGAACACCUACCUUUGCUGGUGGCAUCUUCUCUGUAUCUAAAUCAUACUUUGAGCAUAUGGGGACUUACGAUGACCAGAUGGAGUUCUGGGGAGGUGAGAAUUUGGAGAUGUCCUUCAGGGUCUGGCAAUGUGGAGGUCAGCUGGAGAUUAUUCCUUGUUCUGUUGUAGGACACAUUUUCCGCAGAGAGAGCCCCCACAAAUUCCCCAAUAGCUCCUCUAUAAUAAUCCGCAACCUGGUCCGCCUGGCUGAGGUCUGGCUGGAUGAGUACAAAUGGGUCUUCUAUCGUGCAAACAGAAUGGCUGCUUUGAUUUAUAAAGAGAAUUCAUUUGGAGAUGUCACUGAACGUCAUAAACUCAGGGAGAGAUUAAAGUGCAGGGACUUCUCUUGGUACUUGAAGAACAUUUACCCAGAGGCCUAUGUCCCUGACAUAUAUGGAAGGUUGGAAAACAUUGGUUUGAAGUGCUGUCUGGAUGUGGAGAAGACAAAAAAGCAACAGAAGUCUGUCCAAAAGAUCAACUGUACCAAUACGUGUGGAACACAGUAUUUUGAGUACACCCCACAACAUGAAGUAUGGAUCAGCCCUGACAAUGAGAUGUGUUUACAUGCAAAUCCUGGAAAAUCUCUGGUGUCUGUUGAACCGUGUCAAUUGAACGGAAAAGUAUCUGCACCACCACCUGAGCAAGUGUGGAUCUUCACACAGACAAACCAUCUGAAGAAUCCCUCAUCAGACAAGUGUUUGACAGUGGCAAGAGGACAGGUGAUCAUGACGAAAUGCACAUCAACCAGACUCAGUCAAAGCUGGAUCCUCAUCUAACUUUAUUUAUGUGUGUAUGUGUGUAAUCCUACCAAUAUGUUAACUCCAGUGCAAGAUUGGGAAUGAAUCCACAAUCUUGGUUACAAAAAUGCAUUUUAAAGUUCAAUUGAAGCUAAUAUGAGGCUUUAGCAGAGUCAAAAAAAAAAAGAAAAUCAAAUGAUAUCUUUCAGUCAAAGUUACAGUCUUUUUAGCACAAAAAUCCCUGUUUCUGAUGCUAUCUCUUCUCUGCAACUCAGAAAGGAAACACUGUCUGUCUUAACAUAAAGAGGGAAUUGAUAAAUUGAGACUGCUGAAGCCCCAUAUUAGCUUCGGCUGAACUUUAAAAGGCAUUUUGCACAA